GUCUCCGCCCCCUCCACCCAGAUUCCUCCGCGCCUCCAUGGACGACCUCGAGCAGGCCAUCCUGCUCGCCUCCGACUCCCCCGCCGCGGCCUCCGCCUCCCCGGCCGUCCGCGAGGAGGCGCUCGCCUUCUGCGCCCGCGCCCGCGACGAGUCCCCGCCCUCCUCGCUCCUCCGCCUCUGCCUCUCCGGCCUCGCCUCCUCGCCCCACGCGCACGUCCACUUCUGGUGCCUCCAGUCCCUCCACGACGCGCUCAUCCGCCGCCGCAUCGCCCUCCCCGACGACCUCGCCCUCCUCCGCUCCUCCCUCCUCUCCCUCGCCUCCGCCUCCAACGCCGCCUCCCCGCCCUUCCUCCGCAACAAGCUCGCCCAGCUCGUCGCCCUCCUCGUCCGCCUCGAUUACCCGCAUGUCUACCCCUCCUACUUCCUCGACCUCCUCCCGCCCUCGCCGCCGCAGCCGGGCCCCACCGACAUGUUCGCCCGCGUCCUCAUCUCCCUCGACGAUGACCUGCUCUCCCAGGACUACCCUCGCAACGCCGACGAGACCGCCGACGCCUGCAGGGUCAAGGACGCCAUGCGAGCGCAGUGCGUGCCCCAGAUCGCCCGCCACUGGCACGACGCUGCCGCCACUCUUGGUGCGGUCGACCCUCCCACUGCCGCCGUAGCCCUUGAUGCGGCGCGCAGGUGCAUCUCCUGGAUCGAUGUUGCGCUGGUCGCCAAUGAUGUCUUUGUUCCUCUUCUGUUUGACAUUGCCCUGUCCCCUGCAAGUGCUGCCCCUCUUGCUGCAGCGGCGGUGGGGUGUCUCUCUGCAGUGGCUGCAAAGAGGAUGGAUGCAAGGGCCAAGGUGGCGUUGCUCAGGUCACUCCUCUCUGCACAGCAGGGGCUUGGUAGCCCAGACAGUGGGUUAAAGAUGGCAUCUUUGGUGACUACUUAUGCCGUGGAGGCUCUUGCGUGUUAUCGCAAGCUUGGCCCUAGCGACUCCGAUGGAGCCGCGGCUUUGGAAAUGCUCGAAGAGGUGCUACCGGCUGUAUUUUCGGCGGCAGAGAGCUGCUAUGAGGAGGAUGUUGAUUCUGGUUCCGUGCUCGAGUUCUUAGCUGGCUAUGUCAGUACGAUGAAGGCCCCAUCUGAGAAGCAGCUGGGGCACUUGGGACGGAUCUUAGAGGUGGUGCGGCAGCAAAUGACGUAUGAUCCAGUUUACAGGGGGCAUCUUGAUGUGCUCGACAAGAUCGGGAAGGAGGAGGAGGACAUGAUGUCGGAGCAACGGAAGGAUUUAGUGGCAUUGUUCCGGAACAUUUGUCGGGUAGCGCCAGCUGCCACGCAGCAGUUCAUAAAGGGGUUGAUUGUGUCAGCGCUCCAAUCUGCAGAAGCUACCGUCGAGGAUGUUGAGGUCACUCUUACUCUGUUGUACCGGCUCGGGGAAGCAGUCAGUGAGGAAGAGAUCCGUACUGGAUCUGGGCUGCUCGGGGAGCUUGUGCCCAUGCUCCUUUCUGCGAGAUUCUCGUGCCACUCACACCGCUUAGUUGCAUUGGUGUAUCUUGAGACAGUUACACGCUACAUCAAGUUCAUGCAAGAGAAUGUACAGUAUGUGCCACACCUUCUUGCCGCGUUCUUGGACGAGCGUGGCAUACACCAUCAGAAUUCCCAUGUGAGCCGCCGUGCGGGAUACUUGUUCAUGAAAGCUGUCAAGUUGUUGAAGGCAAAGCUAGUGCCUUACUUGGAUACCAUUUUGCAGAGCUUGGAAGAUGUCCUAGGACAAUUCACUUCUAUGGACUGGGCAAAUAAAGAGGCAAAGCUCUCCAGCUCAGAGGAUGGGAGCCAAAUUUUUGAGGCUGUUGGGUUGUUGAUUGGUAUUGAAGAGGUAUCACCAGAGAAGCAGGUUCAGUGCUUGACAGCUUUGCUGCAUCCUCUCUGUCAUCAGAUCGAGUCGCUUGUAGUGGGUGCCAAAGCACAAGGACUCGAAGAAUCAUCUCCGAGAGUGACGAGUCUUCUACAGAUUGUUGUUGCAUUGAAUAUGGUUACCAAGGGCUUUAAUGAACGCCUCGUGAUGGUAACUAGGCCAACAAUUGGUGUCAUGUUAAAAAAGACCCUUGAUGUUGUUCUACAACUCCUUGUUUCAUUUCCUAAUGUGAGGUCCCUGCGAUCAAAGGUCAUAUCCUUUCUGCACCGCAUGAUUGAGAUAUUAGGAAUCUCGGUGCUUCCAUGUAUUCCGAUCGCACUAAGACAAUUGCUGGUUCAUAAUGAGGCAAAAGAUAUGGUGGAUUUCCUUGUAUUGUUAAACCAAAUAAUAUGCAAGUUUAAUUCUUCAGCAAGUGGCAUACUGGAGGAUGUCUUUCCUACUAUUGCAAGUCGUUUGUCUGUGAUACUGUCACAGGAUGCCUUUUCUACUGGUCCAGCAGGCAAUACCGAGGAAAUGCGUGAACUGCAAGAUCUGCAGAGGACAUUAUACACAUUCCUCCAUGGGAUGGUUACACAUGAUCUGUCUACAAUUCUCCUUGCUCCUACCUGUAGGCAGUAUUUGGAAACCAUAAUGCAGUUACUUUUGUUUACUUCCUGCAGUCAUAAAGAUAUACUGCUCCGGAAGGCUUGUGUGCAGAUUUUUGUCAAACUUAUAAAAGACUGGUGCACUACAUCCAAAGCUGAUGAUAAGCUUCCUGGCUUCCGAGUAUUCAUGAUUGAGAAGUUUGCUACUGGUUGCUGUUUACACAGUGUCCUUGAAAGAUCAUUUGAUCUACGUGAUGCAAAUACGCUCGUUGUCUUUGGUGAAAUUGUGAUGGCUCAGAAGGUUAUGUAUGAAAGAUUCGGGGAGGACUUCAUUGUAAAUUUUGUAGCAAAAGCUCUUCCAGAAGCUCACUGCCCGCCAGAGCUUGCUGAACAGUAUUACCAAAAGAUACAGGGAAAUGAUAUAAAGGCAUUCAGGUCAUUUUAUCAAUCACUUAUCGAGAAAAUAAGACAGCAGCAGAAUGGGAGUCUUGUAUUCAGAUAGCAUCAUUCGAUUGAUUUUCAAUCUGUUUGCCAGGAGACUCCUCAGCUAUAUGAUUUGAGUAUAGGGUAGCUGUAUCGGUGGUGUAUAUAAAGCUACCAUUUCUGAGAUUAGAAGAUGUAUACCGCGGGAACAUUUUUACAGACUAUAUGGCUGCCGUGGCGAAGUUGACUGUUCGCCGCAUGUCAUCGGAUGAAGAGAAGUAUAACCCAAGAGUUCCUCAUGAGAAAAAAAAAUACAGGGUUCCAUUUGUUCGUUUGGAGAUUUCUCCCAAAAGUGAAGUGAUUGUUUGUUCCCCUACCCGGGCUUGAAUUUUUUUAAGGCAAUCUGAGUGAGCUAAAUAGCCGGGAUAGAAAGCGCGCGCGUGUGUGGGCCGUGUUUUUCCUGACAUGAAGUUGUCGCACCGCCUGUUGUCGUGUACCAAAUUUUGUCGAGCUGCUGCCGUGGUUGGUUUCCACCCCCAUUUAGUUAGCUGGGGAUGCUGUACAGACUCUAUGCUGGUGGUGCGUAAGGUUUGGGCUUCUCGAAGCUUGCAAGUUUAAAGUUCUACUUGCUUUUUCCCA
Molecule: messenger RNA, 3540 nt
Organism: Hordeum vulgare subsp. vulgare (domesticated barley)
Lineage: Eukaryota; Viridiplantae; Streptophyta; Magnoliopsida; Poales; Poaceae
Product: exportin-T
Exons: 15
Coding region: 38-2980 (980 amino acids)
Biological process (GO): tRNA re-export from nucleus
Cellular component (GO): nuclear matrix; nuclear pore; cytoplasm
Molecular function (GO): tRNA binding; small GTPase binding
Source: RefSeq, a predicted model, not a curated record